Molecule: messenger RNA, 2552 nt
Organism: Scomber japonicus (chub mackerel)
Lineage: Eukaryota; Metazoa; Chordata; Actinopteri; Scombriformes; Scombridae
Gene: alg9
Product: ALG9 alpha-1,2-mannosyltransferase
Exons: 15
Coding region: 26-1867 (613 amino acids)
Biological process (GO): protein N-linked glycosylation
Cellular component (GO): endoplasmic reticulum membrane
Molecular function (GO): alpha-1,2-mannosyltransferase activity
Source: RefSeq, a predicted model, not a curated record
AUAACUCGGAGCACCGUCGGUAAACAUGGCGGCCAAGGCGCUUCGGCAGCGAACCAGGCGAGGCAGCCGACAAGAUGCAAACAACGUCAACCUGUCCACCGAAGCUCGGCCCCCGAAAGAGGAGAAAGGCGUCGAUGACAGUAAAGUCGCAGAGACCCGGCAAGAGUCAGUAAGUCGUGGAGGGCAGGUUUGGGCUCCUGAAGGUUCUACUGCAUUUAAAUGCCUGCUUUCCGCACGGUUCUGUGCGGCUUUGCUCAGCAACAUCUCAGACUGCGAUGAGACCUUCAACUACUGGGAGCCAAUGCACUACCUGCUUUAUGGCACAGGAAUGCAAACAUGGGAAUAUUCUCCAUUGUACGCCAUCAGGUCUUACGCAUACUUAUGGCUACACGCCCUUCCUGCUUGUUUGCAUGCCCAUGUACUACAGACAAACAAGAUGUUGGUGUUCUACUUUGUGCGAUGUGUCUUAGCAUUCUCCUGCUGUGUCUGUGAACUCUAUUUCUACAAGGCAGUUUGUAAGAAGUUUGGCUUACACGUGGGCCGCCUGAUGUUGGCAUUUCUUGUCCUUAGCACUGGAAUGUUCUGUUCGUCUGCAGCAUUCCUGCCUUCCUCUUUCUGCAUGUACACAACGCUGGUUGCCAUGACCGGGUGGUUUCAGGACUCAACGCCACUAGCUGUAAUGGGCGUGGCUGCUGGUGCCAUCAUUGGAUGGCCAUUCUCUUCUCUGGUUGGGCUUCCCAUUGCCUUCGAUCUGCUGGUGUUAAAGAGGGAGUGGAAAAGUUUUAUCACGUGGUCAGCUGUAGCUCUGCUGCUGCUGCUGGUACCCUUGGUGGCAGUGGACACUUUCUUUUAUGGCAAAAUGGUCAUUGCUCCUCUCAAUAUCCUACUGUAUAAUGUCUUCACACCGCAUGGGCCCGAUUUGUAUGGUACAGAGCCGUGGCAUUUCUACUUUGUCAAUGGACUCCUGAACUUUAACCUGGUGUUUGCUCUGGCACUGUUUUCUCUGCCUCUCACUGCUCUCAUGGAAACACUGUUACACAGGUUCAAUGUGCAGAACCUGGGUCGUCCAUACUGGUUGACUCUGUCUCCCAUGUAUUUGUGGAUGCUGGUUUUCUUCACCAGACCUCAUAAAGAAGAAAGGUUUCUCUUUCCCAUCUAUCCUCUGAUCUGCCUCAGCGGGGCUGUAGCCCUCUCCUCACUGCAAAAAUGCUACCACUUCCUUUUCCAGCGAUACCGUUUGGAACACUACACGGUCUCCUCCAACUGGUUGGCUCUUAGUGCAGUUGUUGUCUUCACGGCACUGUCACUGUCUCGCUCUGUGGCCCUCUUCAGAGCCUACCACGCCCCUCUGGACUUGUACCCAGAGUUUCACACCAUCGCCAAGGAUCCAACUCUGCACUCAGUUCCUGAAGGCCGGCCUGUUAGCGUGUGUGUGGGCAAGGAGUGGUAUCGCUUCCCCAGCAGCUUUCUUCUACCCCACAACUGGCAACUGCACUUCAUUCAGUCUGAGUUUAAGGGGCAGCUACCUCAGCCAUACGCCUCUGGUCCUCUGGCCACACAGAUCAUUCCAGCUAAUAUGAACGACCAGAACCUUGAGGAGCCAACCAGAUAUGUGGAUUUACGGCAGUGUCACUACCUGGUAGACCUAGACACUGAUGAAGAGACGCCAAAUGAGCCCCGUUAUUCAUCCAACAAAGAGGAGUGGAGCAUCAUCGCUUUUAAGCCUUUCCUUCAAGCAUCAAGGUCUUCGCCUCUCUUCAGAGCAUUUUACAUCCCAUUCAUAUCGGACCAUCACACCACCUACAGGCGCUACGUCAUCUUGAAAGCACGGCGGCAAAAGCAGCCUCGUAAACGGACCCACGGCUGACCAUUAAACCUCAACCUGGCCUCAAGAACAAAAUCCUAACACCAGAAAUCAAUCACUUCCCCUCAAAACAGCUUGUGUGUGUGUGUGUGUGUGUGUGUGUGUGUGUGUGUGUGUGUGUGUGUGUGUGUGUGUGUGUGUGUGUGUGUGUGUGUGUGUGUGUGUGUGUGUGUGUGUGUGUGUGUGUGUGUGUGUGUGUGUGUGUACCUAUGUGUGCAUGAUUUUGAGACUUAAGGUCUGCUUUAUGGGCGUGUGUGUGUGUGAGUGAGUGAGGGUGAAGACAAAACUGUGUGUACAGUACCCAGGUGUGCUUGGCAGGGAUCAGCUAGAUGUGGAUGUCAAACAUUAUUUUUUUGUUCAUCUCAUGUGUUUGUCUGUGUCUAAAUGAAUGUCUUACAGUGGAUGAAAACUACAAGAUUUUACAUGUUUUAAAUGCAGGACAGGCCAUUACUGAGGAAAAAAAGAAGUGUUUCCCUUUCAUACUUAACUUAAAAAUGUGGCCUGAAUGAAAGAAUAUUCCUGAUUAAUUCAUGUAAGAAAUCUCGUAGCGUUCACGCGUCUGCACUUGAACAGUAUCUCGUUGUGCAUUAUGUUGGGUGUGAGUGGUGAGAAUGACUGAAAGUACGGUUGCGUGAUUAACUUAACUUGAAAUAUUAAUAAAAAUAUGAUGAUAUGACCGCGAACACAA